Messenger RNA from Pleuronectes platessa (European plaice), 2293 nucleotides. RefSeq names its product DEAD (Asp-Glu-Ala-Asp) box polypeptide 55 (gene ddx55). Gene Ontology annotation, molecular function: RNA helicase activity; ATP binding; nucleic acid binding. Gene Ontology annotation, cellular component: nucleolus. NCBI's taxonomy places the organism in Eukaryota, Metazoa, Chordata, Actinopteri, Pleuronectiformes, Pleuronectidae. The record is from RefSeq and is a predicted model, not a curated record. Bases 109 to 1908 code for a protein of 599 amino acids. The transcript has 14 exons.
UCGGCGUACCAGGAACACGGAACAGCGUGGAGCUCGGACCAAGCAGCUGCGACACGCACGUUUCCUUUCCACGGUGAAAACCAGUGAUCGCCGCUGGUUUGUUUCACAAUGGACAACACGACAGACGCAACAUGGGACUCGUUACCUGUUCAGCUGAGCGAGGGAAUUCUACAAACUCUGGAGGAGCUGAAGUUCACUCACAUGACACCUGUACAGUCCGCGUGUAUCCCGCUGUUCAUGGGCCACAAAGAUGUGGCUGCGGAGGCGGUGACUGGAAGUGGGAAGACGCUUGCUUUCGUCAUCCCGAUCAUCGAGCUGCUCCUGAAGAGAGAAGAGAAGCUGAAGAAGAUGCAGGUUGGCGCCUUGGUGAUCACUCCCACAAGAGAACUGGCCCUUCAGAUCAGCGAAGUGAUGCAGCAGUUCAUUCAGAAGUUUCCACAGUUCACGCAGAUUUUAUUGAUUGGUGGAUCCAACCCAAUAGAUGAUGUGGAGAAGAUCCAGGAUCAAGGAGCCAACAUUGUGAUCGCGACUCCCGGCCGUCUGGAGGAUAUGUUCAGGAGGAAAGAAGAUGGUCUGGACUUUGGCAGCUCAGUCAGGUGUCUGGAUGUGCUGGUUCUGGAUGAGGCCGACCGGCUGCUGGAAAUGGGCUUCGCGGCCAGUCUGAACACCAUCUUGGGCUACCUGCCCAAACAGAGGCGCACAGGCCUGUUUUCAGCCACUCAGACUCAGGAGCUGGAGAAGCUGGUGAGGGCCGGCCUCAGGAACCCUGUCCGCAUCACCGUCAAAGAGAAAGGCGUGGCUGCGUCCGCCACUGCCCAGAAGACCCCCGCCAAGCUCUCCAACUACUACAUAUUAUGUAAAGCUGAGGACAAGUUCAACAACCUGGUGGCUUUUCUGAGACAACACAAGCACGAGAAGAAUCUGGUCUUCUUCAACACGUGUGCGGGUGUGGAGUACUUUGGCAAAGUUCUGGAGACUGUGAUCAAGAAGGCCACCAUCUGCUGCAUCCACGGCAAGAUGAAGAGUAAACGCAACACGAUCUUUGCAGACUUUCGGGCCCUGAAGAGUGGGAUCUUGGUGUGCACAGACGUCAUGGCCAGAGGCAUCGAUAUCCCCGAUGUGAACUGGGUGCUGCAGUAUGAUCCUCCCAGCAGUGCCAGGGCCUUUGUCCAUCGAUGUGGGCGCACAGCACGUAUUGGUAACCUGGGCAACGCGCUGGUCUUUUUGCUGCCGAUGGAGGAAACGUAUGUUACCUUCUUGUCCAUCAACCAGAAAUGCCCGCUCCAGCUUAUGCCUCAUGUACGUGAUGUUGUGGAUGUGCUGCCCAAAGCCAGGGCCUUAAAUCUGGCAGACCGCGCCAUGUUUGACAAAAGCAUGAGGGCCUUCGUCUCAUUCGUCCAGGCCUACGCCAAACACGAAUGUAGUCUCAUCUUUAGAGUCAAAGAUUUGGACUUUGCUACCUUAGCUCGUGGCUUUGCCCUCCUUCGCCUGCCGAAGAUGCCUGAACUAAGAGGAAAAACGUUCCCUGAUUUCGAAUCGACGAUGGUGGACACAGAAACCAUCCGCUACAAGGACAAGAACAGGCAGAAGGAGAGAGUGAAGAUGCUGAAAGACAGAAUUGAGAAUCCUGUUCCCAGAAAGGUUUUCGUCAAGACUACGUCCUGGUCCAAACAGAAGAACAAGAAGGAUCGCAAGAAAAAGUUUACGGCUAAGAGGAAGCACAAAGAGGACUGCGAAAUCGACGAUGAAGAUAUGAAAGAGCUUUUAAGCGACACUCGCCUCCUCAAGAGACUGAAGAAAGGGCAAAUCAGUGAGGAGGACUUUGAGAAACAGAUAACAACCUUACCAAAGUCCAAACACAAAACCGAGGGAGCACCACUCGACGGCUCAGUGGGGGAGGCUGUUUGACAAAACUCCUGAAGUCAAAAUGGCCAAAGUCAGAAACAAAGUUUUGAAUAAAUCCAGAAGAACACCUCGGACAUUUGUUUUCCCUUUUAUAAAAGGGUUUUAUUUGAGGCUUUUAAGUCACGGUCAUAAAUAAAGUUUGAUGAGUUCGUCGCUGACAGCGGACGGGGUGAGGACGCCCAGGUCAGUGAAGAGGAGGGUGAUGAGGGAGGGAGGCGUGUAAUCAAUGAUCGGAUGCUCCUCUGACAGGUUCUGCACUGUCUUCAGGGUUUCUGCUUUGUACUGUGGAGGAACGGAGAAGAAAUGUUAAGAUUCAACAGUUGUAUGUUAAGGUUUGGACAAAGGACAUUUUGCUGUAAAGUGGAAAUACAAACAUUUAACCCCUGCA